AUGCGCGAGGCCGAUAAAAUCAAACACAUAGAAGAGCUUAAAAGUGUGUCAAGAAGUUGUCGUCCCGAUCUUCACAACGCCGAGCUUACUUCAGAAGCCUCACGCGAAGAGAUUUCGCGUCUUGUAAAUGCUUAUAUGAAGAAAGAUGAACGGCUUUCUAAAGUCAAAAAAUUUCUCAAACAGCAAACCGAAAUACAGUUGUUAAGACAGCAACUGGAUGAAGUCAUACAAGAAAAGGAUUUGGAAAAGCACAGUGACUCUCAGUUUCGGGAGAUACAUUCUCUGACAUCCUCCGUUGUGCCUCCCCUCCUGCCUUAUUCUAUGAAUGCAAAAGAAUGGACAGUGGCUAUCGGAACCUCUGACUGUCCAGACAUGGAUCUAGCAAGACAGCAUGCUUUAAUGUUGCAAAUCUUUGAGAGAAACUGUAUGAAUUACAAUCUUCGUGAGCAAGACCUUCAAAGGAAAUUAGACGAGAAAAAGCUUGAGUGUGAGAUUUUGCACCGAGAGCAUGAUAAGCUUUUGGUAGAACUUGCCAGUGUUAUAGUAAGGCAAUUAAUUGAGCAAACACUGAAUAGAGCUGCUCAAUAUUAUCAGGAUUUGGCAAACCAAGCAGCUGUGAAUCAUAACACACAGUCUCGAUAA
This is a messenger RNA of Paraglomus brasilianum, 642 nucleotides long. The record is from the annotation of a GenBank genome assembly. NCBI's taxonomy places the organism in Eukaryota, Fungi, Glomeromycota, Glomeromycetes, Paraglomerales, Paraglomeraceae.